UCCAAUCUAUUCCUGCUCCGACACGGUUGACCCAUGCCACUUGUAAGAAAAAAAUAUAAUAUAUUUGUAUUGAUGGAGGUGUCGCUCACGACAAUUUAAUUUCUCGCACUGGUUUAAAUGUCUGACAACCCACUGAACAUAAAUAAAUAUUAAAGAUGAGUACUUCUAAAUGCUAAAAUUGCUAUUCCUUACUCGUCGCAUAUUAUUGUCUAUGCAUGCUUUGCCUCACCCCUUCCCUCCUUUUUCUUUCCCCGAGGCUUCAAACUGUUCGCUUUUCCCUUCCUCCUCCGCCACUUUCGGCACCCGGCGGGAAUCUUCUCGCCUUUUCUUCCUCUCUCUCCGCUUUUUUAGUUUCUUUCCAAAAUUAGUGAUAGCAACUAACAUCAUCAAGGAAAAGAUUUAUUAACUUUUCCUUUUCUUCUUCGGUGUUUCUUAGAUACCAAACUUGUUCUUAAUCCGACGAGAAAAAUGGGGUCGGAGGAGAACAUGGAUUCGUGUGCCCCAGCUCCCGAGCCGGCUGUGGGGGUGUUCCGGGAAGAGCCAAAAAGUCCCCAAAGUACCCCCGACCGAGCCUGCUACCAGAAAAACGUCUGCUUUGGCUGCAACCAAGAGGGGCACUGGGUGCGGGACUGCCCUUUGAGGGCAAGGCCGAGCCCCGGGUCUCCCGGUUCCGCCGCCGCCGGCAUCGGGGCGCCGGGUGGCCGGGGGUACCCGGAGAGGCAGUGCCCCUGUGGGCGGGGGCCUUGCAUCGUGCUGACAUCGAGGACUGAACGCAAUCCCAACAGGGAUUUCUACCGUUGCCCCGUGAAAUCGGCCACUGAGAAGUGCAAAUUUUUCCUUUGGUGCGACACGGCAAGUCCUAAUCAGCAGCAUGGUUACAGCAGCCCUACAAAACCCUUUCAACAACGUGGUGCCAAAAUCCCUGCAAAGCCUGAUCUGCAGCAUGGUGCGGGCGAGUCUUCAUAUCCGACAUGCUCUUGUGGUGCUGGAAGAUGCAGAGUCCUAACAAUGACAGAUGGGGAGAAUGCUGGUCGUAAAUAUUUCGCCUGCCGGAUAAAGAAGGGUCAAGGAGAGUGCAAUCACUUUCAAUGGGUUGAUGGUCCAGAUUUUAGCCUUGCACAUGAGGAGCCCAAGAAACGAGCAAUGGACAGUGGCACUAAGAACAACGCUUUAGGUGAAAAUGGGCAUCCAAAUUUCAUUCUGGUGCCUGAGCCGAAGGAACCCAGAACAAAUGAUGGUGGAGCAGGUGAGGCAGUGAAUGAAGACAAACAGGAGGAUAUGUUAGAGAUGUUACCUGAGGCAUCAAUUGUUCCAGAAUCACCGCCAUUAUCGCCAAAGAGGCAGAAUCAACCUAACAUCAUGGCAGAACUAUCAGGAAUUAAAAGACUCAGUUUACAUGGUGAGAGCCCAGGUGCAUCAAAGCCAGGAAAAUGCUGUAGAUUUGGUAAAGAGGGGCACUGGAUGAGUGAGCGUGUCGGAUCUCCCAAUUCUCCUUGUUUCAAGUGUGGCAGGUUUGGGCACUGGAAGAAAGAUUGCACGGGGUAAACCAGAUGGAUGAUUCCAAAACUGAAAUGCCUUUGUCUGGGUUACAAGCUGGUGACUGCACUUGUUCAGUUAUAUCUAAACUGGGACUAUUUCUACACCAAUCUGAUGUGUCAUAUCUUUUUAUAAGAACUGAUCAGGAGUGGCCAUCAUCAUAAGUUGUCCUGUAUAUAUUUAUGCGACAAGUAGUUGCCAUCCUCUGUUUAGCAGCUUUAGCUUAUGUUUCGGAAUUAAUUAGUAAUAGAUCCUAUUAUGUGAAAACUAUUAACCUACUUUCUUCCUAUCUUGUUAUAUAUGGUUGCAAGGUUUGGCAUCAACUGGCCUUUGGUGUAUAUGGCAUCAGAUUUCUGAAAGUCAUCCAUAAUGUAGAAAGGCAUUUGUUCUAGACUGAAG
Messenger RNA from Phoenix dactylifera (date palm), 1935 nucleotides. RefSeq lists its product as uncharacterized. The record is from RefSeq and is a predicted model, not a curated record. NCBI's taxonomy places the organism in Eukaryota, Viridiplantae, Streptophyta, Magnoliopsida, Arecales, Arecaceae. Gene Ontology annotation, molecular function: zinc ion binding; nucleic acid binding.